AUGGUCCGCUACGCGUCGAACACGCCUCCACAGCCGGUUCCUCCGAGGCAAGUUUUGGAAAGGGCUGGAAGCGCGUUAGAAGCGACUUCGAGUGCAGCGGCGUCAGUGUCCCCUUCUCUAGUAGUCUCCGACGAAGUUCAGUGGGGUGAUGUCGUCUUUCGAGAUAGGAUGCUAGUGCGAAUACUCUAUACAAGGUGCGAAACGUUGAGCCACCAAUUCGACGAAUCCAUAAAUCGAACUACUCGAGAUUUACACUAUGAAGAUUGGGCGGAAUUCCUAGUCGCCUGGCGCAGGGACAGUCUUGAAAUAUACGAAGAUCAUAGCUUCCCUGGCAAAGAAAUGUUCACGAAACACAAGCACCUGUCCUAUGUCAUUCCAUUAAAAUCUUCACGCACGCAUCUAUCGCUAUACUCUUUUGUAGAUCUUUCAUUUUGUCUCACAUGUCCCCCCACUACCACGCGUUUGAACGCAUCUAGUUCUCGUUGGAUCUUUAACCGCGCCAAGGAAGGAACGAACAUCUUCAUUUUCAAGCUCAGGAGCAGGUCGCGGGCGUAUGAUUGGUUUUGGCUUCUCUGGAGGCAUAUGGGCGGACAGCUACCCGCGACACUAGAUAUCAGGAACCCGCAGCUUAACACCAAGGUUUCUGUUGACAUCCCCGAAGGCUACAUCUUGAAUUCGGAGAAGCUCUACUCUAUGUUUAGGCGAGAAAAUAUCAUCUCCCUUUGCAUGGAUACCUUGCAAGCCGUACCUCAGUGGUACCACCUCAUCGAACGAGAACUUGAGAAAGGAAAGGCCCUUCAACUUUGCUGGCGUGUUGACUCAAACGUUGACUGGGUAUGGUUGGACGACGACGUCUACGGAGUUUCCAGAGAAUGGUCUGUUUUGUGCGGCCUUGCAUUUAAGCAGGCCAUGCGUCCGCCGAUUCUCGAACUUCGACUGGCUAACCAUGCACCAACUCACUUUCACCUCAGAGAUGGCACCCACAUUGACGAGCCACCGUCGAUAGAGGGAUAUCUUGAGCGCGUGAAACCGGGCUCGCAAAUUAAACAACUUUUGUAUCUUACUACGCACAACGGGAACGUAUUCAUCACACACACAUACCAUGCAUAUCCGCCAGCACCACCAGGCAUUGCCUUACCUCUCGACCUCGACGGUUACGUUAAGGACCUUCAUCACGCUGAAGUAUUGCGUGGCAGUCGUCAAAUUUUGCACGCCACGGGGGUCUGCGACCUGAGAUCAAUAGUUGCCAUCCAGCGUGAUGAAGGUGGGGGUCACGACAGGCCAGGAAUCAAACUGAGACGCGCUUUUGAAUUGUUACUUGACAGUGGCAACGUUGUCAGGUUCGAGGCUCACUCCUGUCGGGUUGCGCUUGAAUGGAUUAAUAGACUUCGGGCCUUGAUAGCGUUUUGGAAGCAUAGACAUCGAAUCGAUGCUAAAGAAGAAAUCGAGCUUGCUCAAGAUUUUUCGACCCAUUAUCCAGCGAUGGAUUCGUUGUACAACAUGUGCAUUUUAGACGGAUGCAAACCGAUUGUUAAAGGUGGAAAGGUAUACACGCGCAAGGGUUACCGUGGACAGUACAAACUGGUGCAGCUGUUCCUUGUUGCUGGAAACCUCGUCCAGUUUCGGAUCGAGCCUCGUACGACGUUACACAAGGCUAUGAAGAAGAAAAUCAGUCUAAUUGAUGCCUAUGUUUGUUCGGGUUAUUUUGCGGCUCUCACACUUCCGAAGGGACAAUUUCGUCCCAAUGCAGAACCAGCUCCACGACGGUAUCAGGACGGUCUAGAGACGGAUGACCGCGACGAGGACAUGAUUCUCACUGUGUGGUUUCGCUCACACUUGGAGGAGGUUGCUCGUGACCAGGAUCCGACGACGGCAGCUCUAAAGUCAAUCGCCACAACACCUCCGCUUUCUGCUAAGCGCAGAACAUUCGUGAUUCGCACACGAAGCAAGGUUGAGUGCGACGCGUGGUGUUGGGCCCUCAACUCGGAGAUUGAGAAGAUUGUUCGUGCGCAAAGGGAGAGGGAAGAAAGGAUUAGGGAUUCUGGGAAUUUGGUAGAACUGGCGUGAAUUGAGAUUAUACCCGGUGGCAAGGUCAAUACGGAAAGCGAAGAACAUUGCAUUAUAUUAGGGGGAUAUGGUUAUACGUUAGUUACUUCUUUUUAGGUUUCUUUGCACUAUAUCGACGGUCAGCAAGCAAAUCACGAUGUAUAUAUGUUACGAAGUCGUACCCAUAUCU
Messenger RNA from Laccaria bicolor S238N-H82, 2236 nucleotides. RefSeq lists its product as uncharacterized. Bases 1 to 2067 code for a protein of 688 amino acids. The record is from RefSeq and is a predicted model, not a curated record. Gene Ontology annotation, biological process: ascospore-type prospore membrane formation; protein localization to prospore membrane. Gene Ontology annotation, cellular component: prospore membrane. Lineage: Eukaryota; Fungi; Basidiomycota; Agaricomycetes; Agaricales; Hydnangiaceae. The transcript is spliced from 10 exons.